GUCUUUCUCAUACGAGGCUCCCAUCCCCCCAGAACACCGUAGGCAUACCCAAAGCCAUCAUGCCUCAGAACCUUUUCUCUAUAACAAUAUUCUUUGUCACUUUCCGCGAAACCCUUGAGGCAGCGAUCAUCGUGUCAGUCCUACUUGGUCUGGUCAACCAAAUCGUCAAGGGGGACCCCGACACAACGCCGGAAUCCAGAUCGCAGUUGACCGGGUUUGUACACGAUGUAAUUAGCCCAACUGUGCACUGAGAUGCACUCCAAACAGCAUGCCUAAUGAACAGGUCGAACCGCAAAUGCGCACCAAGAUCGUGCGACGAAUGAAGAUGCAGAUUCUGUUGGGGUCUGCUGUUGGCCUCACCAUUGCCAUAGCCAUAGGCGGCGCCUUCAUUGCUGUGUGGUUCACUCAGGCUAAGAACUUGUGGACCAAAGCUGAGCAAUUAUGGGAAGGUGUAUUCCAGCUUAUCGCGGCGCUCAUGAUUUUUGUCAUGGGUAUAACGAUGCUCAAAAUGGACCGAGCAAAAGCAACGUGGCGCGUAAAAUUAAACCAGGCGUUUUCGGGUGAAAGUGUCGAGGGCCGCACAAAAUCCGGAAGAUGGGUUCUGUUUAUCCUUCCCAUGGUCACCGUCCUCCGUGAAGGUAUGGAAGGUGUAAUCUUCGUCGGUGGAGUAGCAGUUGGGCAACCUGCAACCUCCAUACCCAUUGCAGCCAUUGUUGGAAUCAUAUGCGGUCUCGUCUGUGGCUUCCUCAUUUACGAAUUUUCAAGUAGAUCCGCCCUCAAGGUCUUCCUGGUCAUUAUGACCAACUUGAUCCUACUCGUGGGCGCUGGCCUCUUCUCGAAGGCGGUGUGGGCGUUCGAGGAAAAUUCUUUCCAAAAAAUUGUCGGUGCCUCUAUCGACGAUACCGGCGGAACUGGUCCCGGCUCAUACGAUGUACGAGGAAACGUAUGGCACCUCGAUUGUUGUUCUACGGGCACAGGGGGGUGGCAAAUCUUCAACGGUGUUCUUGGUUGGCAAAACAGUGCUACAUUGGGUAGCGUGCUCUCGUACGUCUUUUACUGGUUAGCAGUAAUCACGGCUCUCGUAUACCUCAAGUUCAAAGAGGGACGCACGAAAUUAUUUGGUUUUGAAUCAUCGUCAGCGAACCGUCGGCGUUUGGCCCGUGAACACAGUCAACAGAAGGUAGACGAAGCCAUAGAAGACAAAGUAGACACCGGAAAUGGCACACAGCAAAUCUAACAAUGCUAGUCACGGACACUUGGCUUGCGGAUUUCGGAGGUUCAUGCUUGAAGAUGGAUAUCUCACUGAUACUACCUUUCGAGGUGUCUCCGCUAAGGAACUUGGAAUUGGUGGAAGCCGUGGAGAAACAGUCAGCAGCGGACGACGUCUGCACAUUUACCGCAAUGUUUGUACCAUAGAAGCGAACUCACCCCUUUGUAGUGAUAGGCGACUUCAGCCAUGUGUGAGGAAGCGAGGUUCCGAAGUUAGUGCCAUUCCCCUCGCAAAAUACUUGCCUCGAUGGUUAAACUCUUCAGUUCUCGGAAAGUAGAGCUAGAGAAGCAGCCUACGAUCACUGUGCACCAGCGCGAAGGUCUGGGUACCGCAGGUUUCAGUGAAGAAUAAGGUAGGCUCGGUGA
This is a messenger RNA of Pisolithus orientalis, 1635 nucleotides long. Its product is annotated as iron permease FTR1. The coding region runs from base 269 to 1237 and encodes 322 amino acids. Gene Ontology annotation, biological process: iron ion transmembrane transport. Lineage: Eukaryota; Fungi; Basidiomycota; Agaricomycetes; Boletales; Pisolithaceae. The transcript has 8 exons. Gene Ontology annotation, cellular component: plasma membrane; high-affinity iron permease complex. Gene Ontology annotation, molecular function: ferrous iron transmembrane transporter activity. The record is from RefSeq and is a predicted model, not a curated record.